This is a messenger RNA of Diabrotica balteata, 1453 nucleotides long. Lineage: Eukaryota; Metazoa; Arthropoda; Insecta; Coleoptera; Chrysomelidae. The record is from the annotation of a GenBank genome assembly.
AAGUCUGAUUUGUGUGUUGUGUGUUUCAUUGAGAUUCGUAGGUUAAGAUCGAUUAAAAGAGGGCAUAACUUUUAAAAUUCAAGUGUAAAUAUGAUGUGAAACUACAUAAAUUCUUGUGUGAGAGACUCUGUCUGAAAUCAACUAAAGAUGUGUCAUUAAAAGUAUACGUUAAAAAAGAUGACGUUGGCGUUAGUCUACACCAGAAAAAUUACUUACGUGUAUAUGCAUAGAUGAUUACAAGUGAUGAUUCCCCCAAAGGAUUGGAGAAAAGCUUUAAAAUCACAACCAGCUUAUAGAAUUGUUAAUAGGACAAUAUGUUGCCAGACGUUCUUUGUGUAUUCAGUGGGCCUAACGGGAAUAAUUUUAUUAUUUUUCUUAUACACACAUUCUUCAACUGGUACCAGUAGUUCAUAUUAUAGAAGAAGUAAUUAUAAUUAUACCUAUCCAAUAACUAGGCCGAUAAAGACAAAAACUAUGCACACUUUCAGAAUAGGUAUAAUUGCAGAUUUAGAUCAAAGUUCACAUAGUAAAAAAGAAUCGGAUACUUGGUAUUCAUACUUCAAAACUGGAUAUUUAACGUACAAUCCUCAAACACAUCAUGUAGUAGUUAAUUGGGAUCAAAAGGAAGCAGAUAUGCUUAAAACAAGUUAUGCUCUUAAAGGUAGAGGGUUAGAGUUGUCAGAAUUGGUUACAUUUGAUGGUAAAUUAUUAACAUUUGAUGAUAGAACUGGCCUAGUGUUUGAAUUAGUGAAUAACAAAAUAAUUCCUUGGUUAAUUCUUAUGGAUGGUAAUGGAAAAACUCAAAAAGGUUUUAAGUCAGAAUGGGCUACUGUUAGAGAUGAAGUUCUUUAUGUAGGGUCAAUAGGAAAAGAAUGGACAAGUGCAGAUGGGGAAUUUGUUAAUAAUGAUCCACAAUAUAUAAAAACCAUCACCAAAGAGGGCCACAUCAAUCACAUAAAUUGGGUUGAAGAAUAUAAUAGAUUAAGAGGUAUAAUUGGAAUAAAGUGGCCUGGUUAUAUGAUCCAUGAAAGUGGACUUUGGUCAGCUGUACAUAAGAGAUGGUUUUUCCUACCAAGGCGGUGCAGUAAGGAAAAAUAUAAUGAGAGUUUAGAUGAACAUAGAGGAUGUUCAGUGCUUAUUACAGCUGAUGCAAAUGUUGAUGAUGUGAAUGUGAUAGAAAUUGGUAAUGCCAAACCAACUAGAGGUUUCUCAAGCUUUAAAUUUGUUCCCACAUCGAAUGACCAAGUGAUUGUAGCUUUAAGAACAGAAGAGUUAAAUGGAAACACUGCGACAUACAUAACAGCAUUCACCAUUGAUGGUCAUAUGCUGCUGGAAGAUGAACACAUUGCUGAUGAUAAAUAUGAAGGUUUUGAGUUCAUUUAGUAUUUCUCUAGUCAAUUGUUUUAUAUUUAAUAUGUUGUAAAUUUCAUUGUAAAAUAAAUUAUUUAAAAUC